Penicillium cosmopolitanum is the source of this 2244-nucleotide messenger RNA. Its product is annotated as DUF3435 domain-containing protein. The annotation marks the transcript as partial. The transcript has 5 exons. NCBI's taxonomy places the organism in Eukaryota, Fungi, Ascomycota, Eurotiomycetes, Eurotiales, Aspergillaceae. The record is from RefSeq and is a predicted model, not a curated record.
AUGAUGGGCCGUCAAUGUCGCAAUCCAUAUAGCCAGUCGCCAAGUGGAAGUGACUUCUCUGGUACAGACAGUGAUAGCGGCUCUGAAACUGAUAUUACCGAGCCUGAGGACAAGGAAGCUCAGUUAGAGUAUGCCAGUGACGCUGCCCUACUCUUUGCAGACAACGAGCACCCACCGGAGUACUACAUCAAGCAACUUGGUACCUUCGACGAGGCAAUCUAUACUCAGGAAGACUACGGAAAAGGCACCACGACCCUUCUCGACCGCGUCGAGGAAAAAUGGACCCAGUUCUGUCGUUUCAUUCAAAAGGAGCCCGGAGAGGAAUACCGUCGCAUAUCGAUUCCUAUUCUGUAUAACUUCCUCGAAUGGACUCUCAAUUUGCGACGCGGCAAGAAUGGAAGAAGGCUUCCGGGGAUCAAGUGCAAAAGCUCCUUGGAUACGUUCUGGAAAGUAUUUCGCCUGGUUCACGAAAGGUUCACAUCAAACAAAAUCGGUAAUCAAAUGAACCGUCAGAUGCGGCGAGUAAUUCGAAGAUUAGCCAAGAAGUAUAAAUUGUCGGAAAGAGGAAGGGAUAAGCCGCCUAUGGAUGUUCAGGAUUUGGCCAAGGUUGUGGAAACUACAAUCAGCACAACAGAGAAAAAGUUCGGGCAUGGCCGCCACCGCAUAGAGCUUGGGCUUUUUUUGCAGCUAGCAGGUCUCACAACCAACCGGCCGCAGGCCAUUCUUAAUCUGCGAUACCGUCACAUCCAAGUCAGCCUCUUGCGUGAUCCACGAGGCGGGCCACAUCGUAUUGUGAUAGAAUUUACUUUUGAAUUCACCAAGGAAUGGCUGGGCGCUAAAGAUGCGAACACAUAUAUUCUACCAGAAAUCAUUUUUGAUCCUUCGUUGGUGCUAAGCCCUCAUGUUUUCUUGCUAGGCCUUCUCUUUGCGGAUCGUGCAUUUGAUCGCGUUGGCGGAGAAGAAGUACUUGUGUCCGCCAGUCAGCUUCCUCAGAUCCGAAUUCGCGAAGAGUGCAAUGAGCUAAAACUACAACUUGACUCAACGAUGGAUGAUGUACCAGUAUUCCGGAUGUCGGAAAGGACUUUGAACGGGAUCGGUAUCUCUCCCGCUAGACCUCUUCCUUACUCGACCUUGGAACCGUGGGUCAAGAAGAUUGGAGUGAUCACAGGCAUCCGACAGGUGACACGUCCGUAUAGUUUACGCUAUGGAGCAGGAACGGCUCUUGACAGUAGUGGCUCGGUCAGUGAUUCUAUGCGUAAUCUUGUCAUGCACCAUGCCGAUACGAGAACAUUUCUAAAGUUCUACCUCAGCAGAAGAAUCUCGAAGAAUUUGCCAGCAAUAAUUCGCGGCCUCGACCCAGAAGACGAUAUCAUGCGUGCAGCCUGCCGGAUGAGUCGCACUAUCGAUCCAAAUCGUCCACAGAGGCUGACUACCGAGCAAUCCUUCUCUCUCAAUCACUUGACAGUGGUUAAAAAAUUGAUACGUCAGCGUGAUGAGAUCGUUCGAUCCUUUCAAGGCCCCCCAUCAAAGCACAAAGGAACACCAAGAUAUGAAGCCUACAGAAAAUUGAACCAAGAGCUGGCAGGGACCAAAAAGAGAGAAUAUGAUAAACUUCUCAAGGAAGUGCAAGAAAUAUAUGACAGAGAGCAACCUAUGCUGGAGAUCAAGCGUCAGUUGUCAGGGAUCGGACAACAAGAUUCUUCGCCCAAGCCUCUGAAAUGCUCGAACGAUGUUCCUCUUCCGCAGCAACGCUUGAUCAACAGCCUCCUUUCUUUACCUCGCUCGACGAUAGAAGAGGAGACGCUUCGAAGAACUGAAGCAAUUAAUGCAGUAGCCGAAUACUCCCAAUUUCAGGAGGGAGACACUUGUCGUCUGCCUCGGGAAAAGCGACCAAAAGAUUCUAGUGAAAAUUCCCAACUGAAAAAUGAAGCGCCCGACACAAUCGAUCAGCAAGAAUGCCCUCUUGAGUCUGCUAUUCGAUCUGCAAUGAAAGAUCAUCGACCUUUAUUUUGUUUUAUUUGCCUGGGGCAACCAAAUCUGGACGUUCCCAAGCGUACGCAAAAGUUUGCCUCACACGGAGACGUCACAAAACAUAUCCGGGUCAAGCAUCUCAAGAAAAUUGUGUCAAGCAACCCAAUUGAAUGCAAACUCUGCGGCGAGGAGUUCGCAGAGAUCAUGCAUCUCCAGCGACAUGCUUCUGAUUUUCACUCCACUGUGACUGGAUCUCUUUGGCAAAAUAUGUCU